Macrobrachium nipponense is the source of this 6550-nucleotide messenger RNA. Its product is annotated as mesoderm induction early response protein 1-like. Gene Ontology annotation, cellular component: nucleoplasm. Gene Ontology annotation, molecular function: histone deacetylase binding; transcription corepressor activity. Bases 333 to 2027 code for a protein of 564 amino acids. Lineage: Eukaryota; Metazoa; Arthropoda; Malacostraca; Decapoda; Palaemonidae. The record is from RefSeq and is a predicted model, not a curated record. Gene Ontology annotation, biological process: negative regulation of transcription by RNA polymerase II. The transcript has 9 exons.
AAGAGGGAAGAGGAAGAGAGAAAGAGGAGGAGGAAACGGGAGAAAUUCGCUUUUGUUUACAGUGUGGAGGAGGUGAUGACGACUGGUGGGUUGGGGGGGAACAGUGGGGCCAAGUGACCUUAUACGCAAUCCCCGAACGACCAAAUUGUCGUUGACCACGACGCGAAUCGCCCUGCAACCGGUCGUUCCCUGUGAAAGCUGUCAGGACCCAACACAGGGAAGAAUAUCGGCGGCCUAGGAGAACGCUGCUUUGGGUGCAACAAAAGGAGACGACAGCGCCUGUUGGUAGUGAAAGUGAUGUUGGCGAUGGUGAAUUUGAACCUACGGCUGAAAUGUUAGUAGAUGAAUACGAUGAUGAAAGAACACUAGAUGAGGAAGAGGGUAUGGAAGAAGGGAGUGAUCAGGAAGAGGAGAUCAACAAUUUACAAAAGGAACAGGAGAUUCCCAUUGAACAAUUAUUAGCAAUGUAUGGAGGAUACCCUUCUGAGGAGGCUGAGGCCGAGGCUGAGGAACAGACCAAUGGGGAGGGAGGAGAACCAGCACAACCAGUUAAUGAGAAUGAAAAUAGUAAUGAAGCUGAAAUCAUAGAAAAUGAUGCCGAAAUUGAAAAUGAAGCAGAACAAGAAGAUGAGCCCGAGGUUAUAUCAUCAAGGUCGUCGACAUCAGAAGAGAAUGUUAAUAGUAGUCAUGAAAAGGAAAUGAAACCUGAGGUUAAACCAGAGAGAAAAAGAAGAGAGAAGACCUCUGAACUUGCUCAGCUGUACGCAGACAUGGACACCAAUGGUGAUGCCCCUACCACUUCGUCUUCUCGUUCUCUUAGAUGCCAUAAACCAGUUGGAAUCCUGUCAACGGGUGGGUCCCGCCAACAGAGUGAAGAUGAAGAGGAGGAGGAAGGCGAGUGUAGUGGAGAGGAGGAGGAUUGGCAUAAGACAAUAAUGAUUGGUUCGUCGUAUCAGGCCCAAGUUCCGGAAGGUUUGCAGGCCUAUGGUGCGACGCCGCCGUAUGAGAAUGAAGAUAAGCUUCUAUGGGAACCUGGCAAACUUAGUCCCAAACAGGUACAGGAUGGGGAGCAAUUGGUUGAAGAUUAUUUACGAGCCUUAAGCCAUCCUCCCCCUGGUUCACAGGGCGUAGCUUCUAUACCUCUAGGGAAACACGUUCGGGAUGAUGAACAGGCUUUAUAUUUAUUACUGCAGUGUGGUUACAAUGUAGAAGAGGCUAUUCGUAGGCAUAGGAUGAACCCUACUCCAUUAGCGUCCACAAUGACGUUAUGGUCAGAGGAAGAGUGCAGAAACUUUGAAAAUGGUCUUAAAACAUAUGGCAAGGACUUCCAUCUAAUACAGCAGAAUAAGGUACGAACGAGAUCUGUGGGUGAAUUAGUACAAUUUUACUACUUAUGGAAGAAAACAGAGAGACAUGAUCUUUUUGCAACUAAAACAAGAAUUGAGAAAAAGAAAUACAUAGUUCAUCCUGGAACUACUGACUACAUGGACCGGUUCCUUGAUGAGGGAGAAGGCGUCGGUGGUGGGGCAACAUGGCGUGACAACCGUUCCUCGUCACCCAGUCUUCACACACUACUCUAUGGGAAACCUCCUCCAGGAACCAAUGCAACAGCUAGCAGCGGUGUGGGCGGUGGUGGUGGUGGUGGUGGAGGCGGUGGAGGCGGAGGCGGAGGCGGAGGAUUGAGCAACAGUGGACCUGUAUCUGCACCUCCUCCACCCCAGACAGUUGAGCCAAGUGCUGUUGUGGAUGCAAAUGCAGCAGAGAAAGACUGUGAAACAGGUGUGACUUAUUCAGGUUUAAAUCAAAUGGAAGACUUAGCACGCCAUUUAGAUUCAGAGUCUAUAGAAUCUCUGGCAAAACUGAGCACCCCAAGUAACUCUGUGUCAAUAGCCAGAACAAACCGAAGAACCGGUAGUCCUCAUCCUAUGGAUGUAGAUCUGUCUAUUACUCGUUCCUCUGUUUUAAACCCUCAAACAAUCAGUGUAGAGGCCAAAAAUAUAGCAAAAGCAGAAACUGUCGCACAGUGACAUUUUUGUGUGUAUUUUGUAUGCAAGUUGCUGAGAUGGUUGUGAUUAAGUGAAAGUCCUGUUUUGAGUGAACACUGACCACAGUGGGAUUACAGUUUUGUGCGAUAUGAUGGAAGUAUUAAAUGAUUCCAGUGUUGAGCCUCUUGGUAAAUGGUCUGGUUACCUUUGAAAAUAAUUAAGUUCUCUCAGUGCAGUUUGGAAACAGUUAAAGUUUGUCUUCUCCAUCAAGAAUUACCUAGAAAAGUUGUAUAUGGCUUUCAUUCUUUCUAUUAAGACUUGAGUUGGUGACAGUAUUUUGAUUCAGUGCUCAGUUAUGUAAUUUUAUUCAAUAUCAUGGCAUAUACACUUCAUUUGUUGACCUGAUCAUGUUGUUUAUUUUAACAGGAAAUUGGUUGGGAAUGGCAUUUGCUAUUGUUAACUGUAUGAAUGUGAUACUGCUGUCAAUAAAGAAAGCCAUAUUUUAUAAUUUUCUCUUAGAAAAGGCAAGUACUCAUCUGUCAUGGUGUUCAAAAAGGCAAGUACUCAUCUCUCAUGAUGUUCCGCAAGCCCUUAGCAUCUUUGAUGAAAUUUUUAUCAGAAAACUUGAAAAUUUAUAUUCAUUCACUCCAUAUACUUUUUAUAUAAAAUUUAUCCUGAAAAUAUUGAAAAUUCCAUUCUUACACUGCUUAAGACAUUGGAAAGCUUGAUUUUAUAAGAUAGUGCUUCCUGAGACUAGAAAAAUGUUCAGCAAGUGAGUGAGUUCCAUCAAGCACCCUUCUAAUUGUGUAAGAGUGAUGGUAUUUUGUACCACUGUCUGAAUCGUAUUUCUUGAAAAAUAUGCCAAUUUCAUAUGAUAUGAACUGGUGGAGAUAAAUUCUCAGAAUUUCUAGGAUUUAGAACUGUUUUUGUUAAAAAUCCAUACAUCACCAUAUUAAGAUUCUGAAAAAUAUAGUGUGAAAGUUACAAGAACCUCUCAAGGUACUUUGCUAUCUGUAGGCCUUGUACCCCUUAGACUCCCAGUACUGGACCAACGUUACCAUAGACGAAAUUCUUAAACUUUGGUAUGGAUUUUUUGGCAAGGUCUCAGGUAAAUGUGAUACUAUGUAAGUUGAUACAUAAAUUGUUGGAAUUUCAAAGUCCUCAUAGUCUUAUCUUUAUUUUUUGUGACCUUGACAAAUUUGUAAUUCAUAUAUACUUUAUUAUUUUUAGGCAUGUCUUUAAACUCUUGGUUCCAGUGCAUUAAUUUUUCUUUUCAGCCAGCAAGAGGGAACUCAAUAGAACUGUAAUGUCUUCUGUGCUACUUUCCUGCUGACUAAACCAGUGCAGAAAGGAUCUAUCUUAGGAUAUUUACAGAAGCUGGUGACUUGUGCCAGAUGUAUAAUUUUUAAAUAAUGGUAUUUCUUUUCAUAGUCUGUUAGGGCAUGAAGAGUACCUGAACCAAAGUAUGUACUAUAUUAGAAGAAUAUUGCAGCCUCUUGGUACAUUACGCAUUAGUAGUGUGGAGUCUUAAACAAAGUAGUCCUCUAUGUUCUUGGCAAUCAGUGAUGGUUCUUGGUUUCAUUUUGGAAAUCAGAAAUAGGGUUAUGUAUUAUGCAGGUUGAAUGCGAUAAUGGCUUCUUUAAUGUUCAAGAGACUAUCAUGUUUACCUUAUUUAAAUAUGGUAGAAAAUUUCAUCUACGUGUGAUACUAUAUUCUUUUUGGCAGUUGAACUUGAUUUUGCAGACCUUUUCAAACUACAAUAUUGAGACCACUUGAAAGUAUUGUGGGAUCCCUUCAUAAAUAGAAAUAUGUGUUUUAAUGUAAAUUGUAGCUGGUAGUUCAUUACAGUUCCAUCUCUCUGACACCAUCAUCUUUUCACCACUCCGUCCAUGUAUAUAAACAUGUAGCAGUUCUUGUUUAUCAUGUUCUCUUUGUGAAACCUACUACUGUCCAUGUUCUUGAACUUUCAUGCCUGAAUUUCCUACCAGCUCUCACUUUGGGAUGUCAUUCUAUGUGCAAUCUUCUACUCAGCAAAUCAUCUUGUCAGUUUUGCAAUAACAAAAAAAUCCACUACCUUUAUACAGAUGUAGCUUAUAGAACCAAGAAUUUAUAUGUCAGUGAAACUCCAAGGAGCUGUUGACUAGCAAACAUUCCAUACUGUCACUCGAUUUUUUGUCAUUUGGGUUAAUUGUGCUGUGAUUCUGUAGAUUUUCAGUUUUUCUAAUUGACCCUGUUGCAUGCUCCUUGCCAAAUGCAUGGGAUUCCACAAAACCAAAUUUCAAACAGGGAUCAGGGUCUAAAGGUUUUGUUUUUUAAGGUUAAACAUUCACCAUUGUAUCUAUUCUGUGCUUGCUGUUUUUUCCUUGGUUGCUUGUUUGGUACUUUAGCAUUCUUGAUUGUCAGGUUUUUAAUGUAACCGUGUGUUAUCCAAAUUGUAUUUUCUUAGUUUUCCAGAGUUCAGUCUGCCAUUAGUGUUUACUGUAUGUCUGUUUUAUGAAAGUUCUGCUCAACUUUUUUUUUCUUUUGUAUAGUAAGGAGGGCUUGUGUGUAGAUUUGCUAGUAGUUCUAACCUUUCUACAGUAUCCCUUGGCCAGCCUAAGAGACCUCAUUGGUGUGGUUGAAUAGCUUACCAGUAACCCCCCCUCGGUUAGAUGGUUCUUUCUCCCACCCUUUUAUUAUUUCAAAAUAUUUGGACAGGAUUGUGUUUUACAGAAGGUACUGCACACAUAUUUAAAAAUUAGUGUUUUAACAUAACAGAUGCUGUUGUACAGGUUGCCUUUGUAUGAUCACUAAACAAUUGCAUAAUUGUGUAUUAUAUGGUUAACCUCUGGAUGGUUUGGUCUGGGUUAAUUUCCUGGUUAGUAGUGGAUGUUCAAAAUUAUAUAUUUUUUUUCAUUAUGAAAUCAUCACACAGUAAAAUUGUUUAAUACAACAUUUUACUUAGUGAUUCUAUGUCAUGUUUUAUCAAAAAGUGCACAAGGGAAAUACUAGGGGAAUGAGAGAAAAAAACUGCUUGAAUGAUCAUCCUAUUUUUACUAUGGUUUAAAAAAUUAUAUUGUAAUUGAAGUGUUGAAGAGUUAGUGUUAUCGAUGGGUUUAUUUCUAAGCAUGACACAAGUAAAAUGUAAAGCAGUUAAAAAAAUUUGAGUGCACUUAGACCUGGACUUGAGCUAGGUAGAGGAGUUUUCUGAGCGCUAAGUGUUUCUUCCGCAUGCAGGCCUGAUAUCUGGGCUACACUACAAUAUAUGGAGGAGGUGGUGCAUGUGAUAAUGUACAAUUACUUUAUUAGCCAUCACAGUGUUCAUAGAAAAGUUUGUUUAGGAUUGGUUUUUGUUUUUUUAUAUUAUGUAUUUAUUUGAAUUCCAGGAGCAAAUGUAAAUUUGAAUAUUUAAGUAGGUAUGGACAAAGGGAGCUGUACAGAACUUGCGUAAAUCACAUUUCCAGGUAGAACCAUGUCAGGUUCUAUGUACUUCAGUUUCUGAUCUUUUGCGUGUAUAAUAAAACUAAAGUUUGUUUCUUUUAUGUUGAGGAUGGGUGUUUUGUGAAAUGUUUUUCACCAGUAUUUACUUUCAACAUGGAUUAUUACAGUUAUCAGAGUUAAUUUCCUGAAAGCCAUCUGUGGCUUGUGUGGUAGUGCUAUGGUAUUGAUCUCAUUUUGAACGUACAAGUAAACUUUUAUGCAUAAUGCAUUGGGUGGUGCUGUAAACAUAGUUGCUUCUUGUGAAAUUUUCUAAGCAUUACAAAAACAUUAAGGUAAUUGGAUGAAAUUACAUGUAUAAUUAAAAGAACAGCACACUUUCAUCUUGAGGUGUUGGUUUGCAAGAAUCAUAGGGGAGGGAUGGAAUCUAGGUUUUUUAUGGAGUGGGAUGUCAAUAUUAUAUAAUAUGGCUAUGUUUAAUGAAAUGAAAUUCCUUCACCUUGAGAGUUCUUAAGAAUCUGUCAUCCUAAAUAUUUCGGUGAGCUUUUCAAAUGUUGGGAGUCCCAACUAUGUUAAUUGUUUUAACUCAUCCAAGCAACAAAUUAAAAAUUUGAUAUUGAGAAGACAUGCUUUGACAUUUGUGGGUUAUUUUUUAUUUUUAUUUUUUUUUUACAUGUAGCUUUCGAGUGAUUAAGUGAAUGACUUGCGAUACCUUCACUUAGUAUAUAGACAUUAGUUUUGUACGUCAUGUUCUGUUCCAUUCAGAUUUAGAAGUAUAAAUUAUCUUUUUAGUAACUGAUUUCUGUAUUUUAUCAUCAAAUCAUUUGUUUUGCUUCUAAGGUUAAGAUCACCAAAUUUCUUUCCAGGCCUACAAUUCCUGAAAAUACAAAACUUGUACCAUAGUCCAAUAUUCCUUUUGUAAAUUUGUUUGUACCGAUAAUAUCAGUAUGUGAUGUGUAAAAGUUUUAUUUUGCAUAUCGAGCAAUAAUUUUUUGAAACAUAUGUUAUUUAACAUAGGCUUUAUAUUUAAAGUAUUUCUGUACGUCUGAGGCAAAGUAGUAGGUUUAUAUGACUUUGAAAACCUGUUCUCAAUUUAAUUUAUAGAAAAAUAUUUUAUUGUAAAUAAAGAAUACUUAUUAACUUUUUAA